Misgurnus anguillicaudatus (oriental weatherfish) is the source of this 2402-nucleotide messenger RNA. Lineage: Eukaryota; Metazoa; Chordata; Actinopteri; Cypriniformes; Cobitidae. The record is from RefSeq and is a predicted model, not a curated record.
GGCGCGAGAGCGCAUCGUGCUAAACGCGCGCUGAUUGGCUGCACAGGCCAGUGGACGGAUGCGUGCGCGAGACACAGCAAACUCCUGUGUGCAAGGAGACGCCACCGCCGCGGCCCCAUUAUCCAGCACGAACAGAAAAACACCCGAAACCUCUUAGGAAGUUGUGUUUGAACGCUUAAACCCUAAGAUCAUCUUUGUCCUGAGCUCACAGCCUAAAAUCUAAAACAAUUGGACAGUUUUCUCCGUGAGCCGGCAAGCAGACAGCCACUGUUGCUUACACAAAAGUAAAGGUUCAAAAACAGACAUGGGAAAGAAGACCCAGAACCGUGAAGAUGAGGGUUCUGCCUCCUCAGAAGAGGAAGAGUAUGUGGUGGAGAAGGUUUUGGACAGGAGAGUCGUGAAGGGUCGUGUUGAAUAUUUCCUUAAGUGGAAAGGCUUUACAGACAAACACAACACGUGGGAACCAGAAAAAAACCUGGAUUGUCCUGAGCUUAUUUCUGAGUUCAUGAAGACGUACAAAAAGGGAAGCAGUGGGAGCACGCCCACCAGUAAGACCCCCACCACCGGCUCUUCUGCAGCCCGGUCCAAAGACAGCAGCAGCAGCAGCAGUAGCAGCACCAGCAAGAGGAAAAACUCAGAGGAGGAGAACGGCAGUGGUAGCAAACCCAAGAAGAAGAAAGAGGAUGAGAUUCUUGUAGCAAGAGGAUUCGAGCGAGGUCUAGAGCCAGAGAAGAUUAUCGGAGCAACAGACUCCUGUGGAGACCUAAUGUUCCUCAUGAAAUGGAAAGACUCGGAUGAGGCAGACCUUGUGCUUGCAAAAGAAGCCAAUCACAAGUGCCCGCAGAUCGUCAUCGCCUUUUACGAGGAGCGUCUGACUUGGCACGAAGAUGGUGAGAAGAAGGAGAAGAGUGCCGCAGCGGUUUAAAGGACCCGGGGGGGAGGAGGCAGGGAGAAACUAAGUCCUCCUAACUUCGUCCCCUGUGUCGCACCAGCGACACUCUUUUAGCCAACUUUUAACGGACCAUUUGAAAGAGGAACGGCCAGCUAGUGAAGGAGGUUACUGCCCAUCAUGACGGCCUCCGUCCAACCUUCAUGAAAAACAUCUCACCAUUCUCAAGGCAUCUUCGAAAGGUCGCAGAGAAUAAUGGUGGAAUGUGAUAUUUUUCUUAUUCUCUCUGAUCUUCCUUCUGUUUUGACAUGAUUUGUGUAUUUGUGCCCCUACAACAAUGUUCUUAUGAUGUGUUGUGUGCUAGUAUAGAUGUGCAACCCGUACACGGCGAAGUUUUAACUUGAUUUUGUAGUAUUGCUCGACAUGACUGAAUUUAUCAGUUUUACAUCUAUAACCCUGGAUGGAAAGCAGCAUCCCAGUCCAUGUUUUUUCUUCUUUCUAUCUCCCUUUUCUGCUUGGUUGUAAAGUUAUUUUCAAACUAAGCUAAUAAUGUUUUAUCUGGGCCAAAAUUAUGUCCUUGUUUGCUUAUAAACUUACAUUAAAGCAGAAUUCAAUGUACAGUUACUUGAUUAAAAUGCAUAGAUCUGAUCACUCAUCGGUAUCAGUUAAAUGAUUCCUCUAACAUGUGAAUCUAACAACAACAACAACAUUCCUAGUUUCAAUAUUGGCCUUUUAAGCCUACCUUUUUAACUAAUCAGUAUUGCUUACCAAGAAGGACAGACAAUCGUUCUUAUGCAAGUGUGAAAUGGGAGAUGUUUUUUUUUUACCUGUUUUUCACACUUGUUAAACACAUUUGUUUUCUAGUCUGACAGCACACCCCCUCUUGUGGCUGAUUCGGUGAACACAUUCCCACCAUCGCCCAUGAAACAAAACCGUCUGAUAGUUUCACCAUAUGUCGGGUUUUUAAUUUGAACCUAGAGUUGAAUCAAUAAAAUGCUGUUUAUCAAGGUUAUGUGACCACACUAGAGGUUUGUUUUUAGUAGUUGUUUUGUUUUCAUUGUUAAACCACUGGAUCGAAGAUACAUUAGAUGAGUCUACAGGACUGGCCAUGUAUUAUUUUCAAAGGGGAAAUAGUUUAUGUAUGGAUACAAUCCUCUUUAACAGUUUUUGAUUUGGUUAUUCUCUAGUUUCAUUAAAUGAGAUGGAAUUGUUGUAAAGGGAAAAGGUUUUAAAAACGAGGAUGAAAGUUUUUUUUUUUUAGGGGUGAUAUGGUUUUUGUUGUAUUACAAAAGGACCUUCCCUGCCAUGAUCAUUUAAAGAUUACUCUGUUCUAGUAGUUGUUUUUAAUACGUGCAUCAUUAGAUGUCUUAUACUGUUAAGUGCACAGCCUUUUUAUGUCUUGUACCAAAUUGUAGUAAAACAUAGUUUUCAACACCAAUUGUUGGAAAUUUUAUGGAAAAUCCUGGAUCUUUGACUCUUAGUCACGUGAGAAAUAAACUUCAUCCUAACUGUA